AUGGACCGUUCGGGUUAUGAUCCGCAAAGAAGUGAGCUGCUAGACGAUUCGGACAAGGCUUACCAGCCAUGUUACGUUGCGCCCGAACCGGAUGAGGAUUCAAUGUUUGAUGAACUUUCUGAUGAUGAUCAAGUGGCUGAACUUGGGUCACCCAGUGCCUAUUUUGGCGAUACUCCAAGAUCUCUUGCUGGAGCUAUGGGCUCCUCAUCCGCUGCUUAUGUGCCCGGUGCCAAAACCAAAUUGGGCAAUGAAUCACCAGAGUCGGAAGACGCGGACAGCGAGGAGGAUCACGAGUACCGUGUGAAACCAGUUCGCGAUGUUACGACUCCAGCUUAUGCUCCCAGCCAAACAUUUGGAUCUCCUUCUGUCGAUUCACCUUCAGACGAGUAUUCCGAUGCAGAAAUUGAACUUGAUUCCCGCUCUAAUUCAGCAAAACCCAAAAUGGAACAAAGAAGUUCUGGUAGUUCAGACCAAUCUGGGGCUCAAGCGCCGGCGGAAAAUCUAGAUACGGUUUCAUCUCCCACGACGAAUGAAGCUGUGGUCACAUCAGAGAAACAGUCAGAAAGUAGAGAAGUGAUCGAGGUCUAUGAAGAAGGUGGAGAAGAAAAUCAGUUAAAUGAAGAUUUUGAGGGUUUUGAACAGGAUGAACAACCCGAGGCCCAAGUCGAUGGUAUUAUAGCGGACAUCUUUGGUGAGAGUGAUGCCGAAGAGGAGGAAUUCGAAGGUUUCGCCGAAAAUGAAGUGGAUGACCAGGAAAAAGGUGACGAUCAAGAUGCGAGCGGCGAGGAAGCUAGUAGAAGCCACUCGACCACUGCGAGACCGGAAGAAUCAGGUUCAAGGAAACCCACAACCGAUUCAGACGAUAAUGACGAGGAUGACGGCGAGGAAUUUGUGUCCGAUUUUGAUAAAAUAAUGAGUCGUAAACGAGAUGAACUCAGGCGAAAACGGCGCCGUAACCGUGAUAUCGAGUUUCUCAACGAUAGUGAUGAUCUGAUUGUAGCUAUGAUCUCGCGUAUGCGGGAAGCCGCUGAUGAGGAUCGUCAAUUGCUAUCAGAAAACAAACCGGCCACUCGCAAACUGACUAUGGUUAAUGAAGUUCGAGAUCUGUUACGUCGAGCCGAUCUGAAAGGUGCACUAGUGGAGAACGGCAUGCUGUCUGCUAUCACUGAAUGGCUUUCACCAUUGCCGGGGCAUACUUUGCCAAAUCUAAUUAUUCGUGAUACCAUGCUAACCUGCUUACGUGAAUUUCAAUCCCUUUCGCCUGAGGUACUUCAGGAGUCUGGCGUAGGAAAGGCCCUUAUGUAUUUGUACAAACAUCCACGGGAAACCCGGGAAAAUAAGGACAAAGCUCAGCGUCUGAUAAGUGAGUCUCGUUCUAGCCUACUUGUUUUGAUUGUGCCGGUUUUAUUUCUAUUUCUUUAUAUAUAUAUAUAUUUAUAUAUAUAUAUAUAUAUAUAA
Messenger RNA from Echinostoma caproni, 1458 nucleotides. NCBI's taxonomy places the organism in Eukaryota, Metazoa, Platyhelminthes, Trematoda, Plagiorchiida, Echinostomatidae. The record is from the annotation of a GenBank genome assembly.